AUGGCUUGUUUUCCUGGAGAAGAUGUAACAGCAUUUGUUAAUGCUCCUCAACAUUUGCGGCUCUUUCUGAGUUCUAGUGGCUGCUUGAAUCCAAAAAAGCAAAUUUCUAAUGCUUCUCAUCAUGCAAUGAUUGGCAGAGCAACUGCAACAAAGCAUGAGUUUUCUUCACAGAUGUUCGCUAUGACAAAAUAUGAAGAGAAAUUGUGUUUGUAUACCAAAAACAUGCAAAUCUUAGCGAAAAACAUCAAUUACACUCAGAAAAUAAUGAAAUGUAUCAGUAAAAGUGUUUACUGUGUUAAAGAAAAACACAUUCAGGGGAUUUGUGCGGCAGAGAAUUGGAACGAUAGCUGGAUACAUAGGUUUGUAUACAAAGACGUAAAGGGAUUCCAAUUAGAUCGCCGAAAGAGAAGAUGCCAUGGAGGUAUUCAAACUGAUAAUUUUCUUAAGAAAGAGAAGGCCAUAGAUGCAUCUGAGGCAGCCCAUACAAAAUGUUCAAGCAAAAGUAAGCAAAUUUUUACUUUCCUUCAUCAUUUACUUCUCUUUGCACUUUCAUUUACUUUAAAUUGCACAUAUUUCACAUAUUCAUCAUUUACUGUACUUUCCGAAUAA
Messenger RNA from Echinococcus granulosus, 609 nucleotides. RefSeq lists its product as hypothetical. The transcript is spliced from 5 exons. Lineage: Eukaryota; Metazoa; Platyhelminthes; Cestoda; Cyclophyllidea; Taeniidae. The coding region runs from base 1 to 609 and encodes 202 amino acids. The record is from RefSeq and is a predicted model, not a curated record.